AUGGCGAUCGUACUGGGCGCGUCACCGCUGGCGAGUGCGGCGGUGACCGUGCAGCAGAAGGACGUGCUGAGGGCCUUCAUCGAAUCGAGGGCCCAUAAGCGCGCGAGCGGGCCUGCGGGGCCGGACACGUGGGCCGACCCGACCAGCAGCUUCCGCCACCUGCCCACCAAAUGCGACGCCCCGCCGGCGGGCACCAGGGCGGCCGACAGGAUCGCCGCGCUGCCCGGCCAGCCCCCGCGCGUCAACUUCGACCAGUACUCCGGCUACGUCACGGUCAGCGAGGAGUACGGCCGCGCGCUCUUCUAUUACUUCGUCGAGGCCCCCUACGAGGCCUCCUCCAAGCCCCUCGUGCUCUGGCUCAACGGCGGGCCCGGGUGCUCCUCGCUCGGCGCCGGCGCCAUGGCGGAGCUCGGCCCGUUCCGCGUGAACCCCGACGGGAAGACCCUGAGCAGAAACAGGCAUGCCUGGAACAAUGUUGCAAAUGUGAUCUUCCUGGAGUCGCCGGCGGGCGUCGGGUUCUCCUACUCGAACACGUCGGUGGAGAGCGGCGACGCGGGUACCGCGGUGGACGCCUACCUCUUCCUGCUCAACUGGCUGGAGAGGUUCCCCGAGUACAAGGGCCGCGACUUGUACAUCGCCGGCGAGAGCUACAGCGGGCACUACGUCCCCCAGCUCGCCACCGUCAUCGUCGCCCUCAGCGAACUCGGUCUCACAGACAUGAACCUCAAGGGCAUCUUCGUUGGCAACCCGUACCUCGAUGACUACAUGAACACAAAGGGGACGUUCGAGUUCCUCUGGAACCACGGGGUGAUCUCUGACGAGGUGUGGGGCAAUAUCACCGAGCAUUGUAGCUUCGGGCGGGUCGAGGGCACAGCGUGCGGCCAAGCCAAGAAGUCGUUCAAAAUCGGCGACAUCGAUCGAUACAACAUCUACGCCCCGCUACCAGGCUACGAUCCGUGCAUCGGGGCCUAUAUCGACGCCUACUUCAACAGUCCUAAGGUGCAGAAGGCUAUGCACGUUCGAGCCAAAACCAAGUGGUCAGAGUGCGCUAACUUGGACUGGACCGAUGCCCCGGUUUCCAUGGUGCCAACCAUUGCUUGGCUUGUCGACAACGGGUUAAGAGUCUGGCUGUACAGUGGUGACAUGGAUGAUGUGUGCCCAAUUACCGCCACGAGGUACUCUGUCAAGGAUCUCAAUCUGGCAGUCACAAAACCGUGGGGUCCGUGGUACACCCCUGACAGCGAGGUCGGAGGCUACGCUCAGCAGUACGAGGGAGGGUUCACGUUUGCAUCGGUGCGAGGAGCUGGCCAUAUGGUUCCUAGCUUCCAGCCCAAGAGAUCACUUGUUCUUUUCUACUCCUUCAUGAAAGGAGUUCUGCCACCUGCGGUCUCAGUAUGAUGCCCAUGAACAUAUAGUGCUGGUCCUAGUGGUCAUAAGUUUGCAAGCGGGCGGAGAAACCAAUUAGUCUGGUCGAAUACAAAUAAAUUAAGUGUGAUACGAUAUCAACAUCCCACAUUAGAACUUGAAGAAGUUCUUCCUAAUCUAAAUUUUUUUGUUCCACCUUGUGUACGUUGUCCCAAAGAAUGUUAUGGGCAUGACCUUAUUUAUC
Messenger RNA from Hordeum vulgare subsp. vulgare (domesticated barley), 1609 nucleotides. Its product is annotated as serine carboxypeptidase 1-like. The record is from RefSeq and is a predicted model, not a curated record. Gene Ontology annotation, biological process: proteolysis. The coding region runs from base 1 to 1398 and encodes 465 amino acids. Gene Ontology annotation, molecular function: serine-type carboxypeptidase activity. Lineage: Eukaryota; Viridiplantae; Streptophyta; Magnoliopsida; Poales; Poaceae. Gene Ontology annotation, cellular component: vacuole. The transcript has 7 exons.